GCCAUCGUCAUCACACACACACACACACACACACACACACACACACACACUCUUCACAAGUUCUCACUGUUUCCUGUCCCUCUUGAGUUGAGUCUCUCUGCUCCAUCCCGGCCGGCCUUUCCCCUCCUGACAGCCCGAUGGCCCAGAAGGUGGUGCUGAGGAUUCCCACCAUGACCGACGACAAGACCAAGCAGAAAGCCAUGGAGGCCGUCGCCGACAUCUACGGUAUCGACUCGAUAGCCGCGGACCUCAAGGACAACAAGAUGACCGUCAUAGGCGCCAUGGACACGGUGGCCAUCGCCAAGAGGCUCAAGAAGCUCGGCAAGAUCGACAUCGUCUCGGUUGGCCCGGCCAAGGAGGAGAAGAAGCCGGCGCCGGCGCCGGCUGCUGAGAAGAAGGGCGAGGAGAAGAAGGAAGACAAGAAAGAGGAGAAGAAAGAUGACAAGAAGGUCGACAAGAAGUGAAAGCAACCCAUUGCAGAAGGAGAAACCCAACAUCAUCACGCAAACGGCAACAGCAACAAAAAGUCUUUGACAUCUGAGGCUCUGAUGGAAUGCUAGAUAGCUAAUUAUCAUCUCCACUGCGAAACAAGGUCGCUUUGCGUACUGUACUGGUAUAGCGCACUACAGACAUCAAGUCAAAUCAAAUAUCAGAUCAGUGUGUGUGGACAUGUGACUCUGGGUUUGCCUGAUUGGUGAUGACAUGAAUCCUACUCUAUCAGCCAACUUCAGGCAAUUUUUCAGAAUUCA
Molecule: messenger RNA, 749 nt
Organism: Triticum dicoccoides
Lineage: Eukaryota; Viridiplantae; Streptophyta; Magnoliopsida; Poales; Poaceae
Product: heavy metal-associated isoprenylated plant protein 39-like
Exons: 3
Coding region: 138-464 (108 amino acids)
Molecular function (GO): metal ion binding
Source: RefSeq, a predicted model, not a curated record